CACUCGGUGGUGGCAGACUUUGUGGCCUUAUUGCGGCUCUAUUUCUGGAAUAUCCAUACUUCGUCGAGCAUGACGGGGUGAGCUUUGAACCGACUCGGAGUUGACGAUCUACCGGUUGUACUGAGAGUUUGUCAGACGUUGUUUCCAUAUGCAUGGUUCCUCUUUGACUCACGACGACACAAUCUUCGCAACGUGCUCCAUGGACGUUGACCCAACCAGGGCAGUCGACGCCGUGCUUGUAUCUGUUGACGCAGGGGUAUCGGUCCAUACUGAAUGAUUCUUCGGAGACGUUCGAGCCUGAGAGUGUUCCCGGAACAGCUGAGAGUUGUUGGUACUGAAAUCUGGCAGAAGCCCGAGUCGUACUGCUGGAUGUUUUUUUGUGAUUCGAAAUGGGCAAGCCAAGUUCAGCAAAGAGUUGCGAGAGGGUCCUCUUUAUACUUUCGAGGUCGGACCGUCGGCUUCUGGAAACCACCCAAGGUCUUCUAGUUGCCUACGUCUGCCUUGCACACUUGCAGGAUCAUCUUCACAAGAACAUCGAAAUGGUUGCAAGAUGCAUGCUUACUGCAAGCAGACUGCUAAUUACGGCAGAUUCUCAUAUGGAUGUAGAAAAGUCAAUGACCCUCGCCUUGGAGCGCCCUACUCCUAACCCACUUGAUACUAUACACCCGCACGAGGCGAAGCAUGACUUCAACCGUGGCCCAUGCUUCCAGCGAAAGCAAAUGUCGCGGAUUGGCUGCUUCAUCGACGUGGCUUGCAGAGAGCAGAAGAGGAAAAUGAAAACUGACAGGAGAGUUACAAUGUCAGUCAACAGCUUUCGCUACCCGGGUUUCCCGGUGGAGGGUAGUCCUAUCCCCUCCUCGGCGACAUGCUGGCCCCUCAACCUUCUGGGUGGAUACGCCAAGUAUGUCUCCCAAGUCAAAGUCAGACAGGAAACUGCAAUAUACGCGAGCUCGAAAGAAUCCUGGCCGCUGGAUCUCAAUUUUCGGCUUGCUGCAGGGUAUCGUCCUGAGCGGACCCCGGAAGCUUCGUGCGACAUGAGACGCAUCCGGACGCCCAUGAGGCUCAAAGGGGUGCAGUGAUGGGCAUCGUGAUCUGCAGGAGCCCGCGACCUGACAGGCGGGGAGGGACGGAUGUGAGCCGUUGGCACCACCAAAGACGCGGGCCAAGGUGUAUAACAAAGUCGUCUUACCAAGCACUAAAUCAACCUUCGACAACGUUCACGCGGUCAUUCUAGGGGU
This is a messenger RNA of Colletotrichum godetiae, 1238 nucleotides long. RefSeq lists its product as uncharacterized. Bases 390 to 1079 code for a protein of 229 amino acids. Lineage: Eukaryota; Fungi; Ascomycota; Sordariomycetes; Glomerellales; Glomerellaceae. The transcript has a single exon. The record is from RefSeq and is a predicted model, not a curated record.